Messenger RNA from Ostertagia ostertagi, 387 nucleotides. Lineage: Eukaryota; Metazoa; Nematoda; Chromadorea; Rhabditida; Trichostrongylidae. The record is from the annotation of a GenBank genome assembly.
AUGGACGACAACAUCAACUACUACACUUCGUAUAACGCUCGAUCAAGAAGGGAACUGAAGAGCGCCGUGCUGAUCUCCAACAAUUACGCAAACGACAGUGGGCAUGUGGACCUGGGCUAUCCGGUCACAACCGUUCUUGGUACAAAACUGUUCAUGGACCCGAACCUCUUCGGUGUUAAGAUUGCCGUCAGAGACGAACAUGGUCAAGAACUUGUUGUAUCCACAGCAGAUCGGAAGUAUAAGGCCUCACUGCAGAAUCAGCUGCCUAAUAACAUCCGUGAGGUGGCUCUAAUCGUUUUGCAAUUUCGAAUGGAAAUCGGCUCUGACGUACAACCGGAUGAUAUGAAAGAGUAUGAACAAUCUAUCGUCGCCUACUUCCAGAAGUGA